AUGAAGUCACCCGAGCUCCUAGAGUCAACAGCGUCGGAGCCCUUGACCAUCGAAGAAGAGCGAGAGAUGCAGAUGAAGUGGCAGGAAGAUGACGACAUCCCCGACGCGAUUGCAUCCUGUCCCAUGAUAGGAGAUGUCAACCUCUUUUUGCCGGACGGCACAGCCGGAGAUGUCGAAUGCGAGAUCAUGCUAGCUGAGCCAUCUUUCCGAGGCAAAGGUUACGCUAGGGAGGCUCUCUCCCUCUUCCCUCUGGGAAUUGGACCCUCCCAAUUCAUUGCCCGGAUUGGGGCAGAAAACGCUGCAUCUCUCCGCCUGUUCGACAGCCUGGGCUUCGGACAGGUCAAACUGGUGGAGGUAUGGAACGAAAUUGAGCUUCGAUGGGGCUGGAAUAACCACUCAUCUGCUAAAGCACAGCAGUGGGCUCCCAGCGCGCUGGAGGGACGCAUCGGCGUGUAUGCCUGA
Messenger RNA from Trichosporon asahii var. asahii CBS 2479, 462 nucleotides. RefSeq lists its product as uncharacterized. The coding region runs from base 1 to 462 and encodes 153 amino acids. The transcript is spliced from 5 exons. The record is from RefSeq and is a predicted model, not a curated record. NCBI's taxonomy places the organism in Eukaryota, Fungi, Basidiomycota, Tremellomycetes, Trichosporonales, Trichosporonaceae. Gene Ontology annotation, molecular function: N-acetyltransferase activity. Gene Ontology annotation, biological process: protein acetylation.